This is a messenger RNA of Salvelinus sp. IW2-2015, 6633 nucleotides long. RefSeq names its product Cbl proto-oncogene, E3 ubiquitin protein ligase (gene cbl). Gene Ontology annotation, cellular component: plasma membrane; membrane raft. Lineage: Eukaryota; Metazoa; Chordata; Actinopteri; Salmoniformes; Salmonidae. Gene Ontology annotation, molecular function: ubiquitin protein ligase activity; calcium ion binding; SH3 domain binding. The record is from RefSeq and is a predicted model, not a curated record. Gene Ontology annotation, biological process: cell surface receptor signaling pathway; negative regulation of epidermal growth factor-activated receptor activity.
UUGUGCAAGACGGAGGGCAGGGAGAGGUUCUGCAAACGGAAGGGGAUGAACAGGAAGAGCACGGGCCGUGCAUACAGAGGGGGGGAAACUGCAGGCUGUGUGGAUUUUUCUAAAUGUAUUUAUGCACCUCGUCUCUCUUCCGCCUAUGUUAAUGAUUUGUGUUAGCUAUGUAAAUGUCCCUUUAGUUUAUUGGCGCCACCGUCAGCUCUCCCUUCUACCUCAACAGUAAGCGUAUUAUCAAGCUAUCUUGACUGUAUCCAGCCUGCCACUGAACUUCCCGUCACUGAGAAGAACGCAGACGGAAAGAUCGAGCAGCUGAAUAGGAAACAUAGGGGUUGUCAAUGAGAAUACAGUUCAAUCUACACGGAGACCAGACGGAUAGACAAAUCGAUAUCAUUGUCUUUUAGUCGACUAGACGGGUCUGGACUGGCUUGCUUACCAACCUGCGUUGUAUUCCUUGCUGAGCACCCAGCUGCAGUUUGCCCCACUCGUCGAGGCUCGAGACAACCACUGGUGGGGGGUUUAAUGGGAUCCUUGUUUCAAUAGAACUCCCUUCUCCCACCCCCCGACGGACCUUCGCUCGAAUCCGACUCGGGCGCCCACUUCCCCGGGGGGUGCCGGUUUUUGCUCAGUCUGACUGGGGAAGGAGGGCGCCCCCCCCCCCAGCAUUGACUGUCGCUCUGGCCGACCCUAGUGGAGCCUAAUAUGGCAGGAAAUCUGAAGAAAGGCGGAGGACUGAUCGGGAUGAUGAAGGACGCGUUUCAGCCUCAUCACCACCUCCAUUCCCAUCACCAACCUGGGGCCGUGGACAAAAAGACGGUGGAGAAAUGCUGGAAACUAAUGGACAAGGUGGUGAGACUGUGCCAGAACCCCAAGCUGGCCCUGAAGAACAGCCCACCUUACAUCCUGGACCUGCUGCCAGACACMUACCAGCACCUCCGCACCAUCCUGUCCCGCUACGAGGGCAAGAUGGAGACGCUCGGCGACAACGAGUAUUUCCGCGUCUUCAUGGAGAACCUGACCAAGAAGACCAAGCAGACCAUCAGCCUUUUCAAGGAGGGCAAGGAGCGCAUGUACGAGGAGAACUCGCAGCCCAGACGGAACCUGACCAAGUUGUCGCUGAUCUUCAGUCACAUGCUGGCCGAGCUCAAAGCCAUCUUCCCCAACGGCCUGUUCCAGGGGGAUAACUUCCGAAUCACCAAGGCUGACGCCGCCGAGUUCUGGAGAAGAUCGUUUGGGGACAAGACUAUAGUGCCUUGGAAGGUGUUCCGGCAGGCACUGCACGAGUUCCACCCCAUCAGCUCGGGCCUGGAAGCCAUGGCCCUCAAGUCCACCAUCGACCUCGCCUGCAACGACUACAUCUCCGUCUUCGAGUUUGACAUCUUCACCAGGCUCUUCCAGCCUUGGUCAUCUCUGCUGAGGAACUGGAACAGCCUGGCGGUGACUCAUUCGGGCUACAUGGCCUUCCUCACCUACGAUGAGGUCAAGGCCCGGCUGCAGAAGUUCAUCCACAAACCUGGCAGCUAUAUCUUCAGGCUGAGCUGCACGCGGCUGGGCCAGUGGGCCAUCGGCUACGUCACUGCAGAUGGGAACAUCCUGCAGACCAUCCCCCACAACAAGCCCCUCUUCCAGGCCCUCAUCGACGGCUUCCGGGAAGGAUUCUACCUGUUCCCCGACGGGCGCACCCAGAACCCAGACCUCACGGGACUGUGUGAGCCCUCGCCACAAGACCAUAUCAAAGUCACACAGGAGCAAUAUGAGCUGUACUGUGAGAUGGGCUCCACUUUCCAGCUGUGUAAGAUCUGUGCGGAGAACGACAAGGACGUGAAGAUCGAGCCCUGCGGUCACCUCAUGUGUACCUCCUGUCUCACCGCCUGGCAGGAGUCGGAGGGUCAGGGCUGCCCAUUCUGCCGGUGUGAGAUCAAGGGCACGGAGCCCAUCGUGGUUGACCCCUUUGACCCCAAGGACCCCGUAGGGGGCUCCUAUGGGAGCAGCAGGGGUAUUUUCGGGGCGGAGGGUGCCCCGUCGCCCAGCUACGACGAAGACGACGACGACCGGCUGGAAGACCCCCACAUCAUGAUGAGCAAGCUGGCCUGUUCCAAGGUGGAGCGUCCCCCCUCGCCCAUGUCCCUGGCGCCSCAGUCCUCCCUGCCCCCCGUGCCCCCCCGCCUUGACCUCCUGCAGCACCGACCGCCCAACCCCCCAGGAGCAUCCAGCCCAGGGGCCACAUCCAAGGCGUCCUCCCACCACAAGGACAAGCCUCUCCCCCUGCCCCCAGCCCUGAGGGACCUGCCACCCCCUCCUCCCCCAGACAGACCUCUCUCUGCCGGGCCUGACGGGUGGCUCGGCAGACGUCCCCUACCCUGCACCCCCCUGGGGGAGCCCAAGCUKCCCCCGGCCCCGCCCAACCGCAACCUGGCCGACUGGAACCCCAGGCCAGUGCCCAAGGCCCCCGGACAGCCACCCGUUGUGGGAGACACGCGGGGGGUCCGGGAGCUCUCCAACAGACACUCGCUCCCCCUGGCCCUACCCUCAGCGCUAGACGGAUGCACAGACGGACAGCGGAACAACAGCUCGCUCAGUCUGGAUCAUCAGCUGGAGAAGGGAGCCCAGAGUUUUGGAGGCACGGCGUCUGGCAGUCAGGCGUAUGACAACCCCAAAGUGAAGCCGUCAGUCUCGGCCAAUGCCAUCUAUGCUCUGUCAACAAGAGCCCAUCCAGGUCUGAAGCCAGUGGCUGGGGAGGAGGCCUACGAGAGUGACGAGGAGUCCGACUACAUGAUCCCCACCUCUCGGCCCGUCCUGGCCCCCAUGGCAGCUCCCCUUGUGGUGGCAGAGACCCCAGUCCCCAAACCUCCCCAGCCUACCUCUCUCAACUCAUGGCCCAUGCUGAAUGACCUGGAUGAAGGACCUCAAAUGUAUGAAGCCAUGUAUAACGUCCAGGCCCAGGCUCACCUGGCCAGAGACUCGGAUUACUCUGAGCUGCCCCCCUUGGCCAGUACCAAUUGUCCCAUCUGGGAGAUCCCCUGCCCGGUCCGGGAGCCCCCUGAGGAGGUAGUGGAGGAAAACGGCUACGACAUCCCCAAACCAGUGUUGCCCAUGGCCCCUGCCCGACGCACCCUGUCCGAGCUGGGGGCCACUUCCAGCGCCGCCAUCAGCCGUCUCUCCAUGGAAAGCGAGCCCGGAGCAUCCGCCUGUAAGGCCUUCUCAGAUUCCAGCGACGCCCCAGAGCGGCCGCCCAAGCCCCUCCCCCGCCGCAUCAACUCCGACCCCCGGCCCAGCCCCAUACCUCCUGGAUUAGGCGGUGGUGGUGGUGGUGGUGGUGGUGGUGGUGGAGGAGGUGGUGGAGGAGUAGCCAACCCCCAGAUCACCAGUGAGAUCGAGCAUCUCAUGAGGCAAGGCUACACCUACCAGGACAUCCAGAAAGCCUUGAUGAUUGCACAGAACAAUAUGGAGAUGGCCAAGAAUAUCUUGCGCGAGUUUGUCUCCAUUCCCUCCACAGCUCACAUUCUUACAUAGUACCUCCUCUGCUCCAGCCCUGCCCAGCUCAGCCCAAAGCCCAUCGCCUGCAGUACUAGCGCUUCAGUGCUAACUGGAGCCCUUGCAGUCUCCUGUCCGGCGCCCUCUCAAAACUAGCUCACUCCGAGCCCUGCGCUUCACUCGCUUUUUUAAGAGUGUCCGGACGCCUUUUGUAAUGUGCUGCAGGGCCACUCUCCAGAUCCCAUGGGGUGAAGUGAUGAUGAUGAUGAUGAUGAUGGUGGCUCAUCGCACAACCGGCGCUUCGACGGUCGUUUUCACGUCCUCUCCAGGCCUCUACCGAAAUGUAAUCGACACCUYCCCCCCCAAAAAAACAUGUAUGUGUGUCUAUCUAAGAAUUUAAUAUAUAACUAAAUAUAUAUUAAAUGUGUAUAAUGUAUACAUAUAUAUUUCCAAUGAGUUCCGCUUCGAAGGUCUGUUUUUGUCUUCAUGUUAAGGAUAGAUUGCAGAGGACAAAGAUGGUGAUUCUUUGGGAGAGAGCACCCUUCUAUAGUCCCCGGUCCUCACUUUUGAAGAGAGCGGCGGUCUUCGUUUAGCAUUCAGAAGCAGGCGUUUCCUAGACUCACAGCAGAACAUUUGGCAACAUGUCAAAUAUGGCCUUUAUUAAUAUUGCUUCGGUACUUCUUUGGGGGGGAAAUGAAUGUGUGUGUGGGGUUUGCCUCAAAGUAGCAUGAUGUUAGUGUGGGAUGUCUAGACUGUUGUCUUCAGCUGAGGGUGUGUGUGUGUGUGUCGGGCCAAUGACUUGGCUAGUAGGGUUGGGACAUGUGAUGGCUGACCUAGCUCACUGGUUGACCAUAUGACUUAAAACCCCGGUGAAAAGCAAAGCUGUGUUUGACUGUGUUGUUAUCUAUGUGCAUCAUUUUCUACUGUGGGUGGCAUUGUUUCCUACAUCUAACCACCCCUAAUCAUCUCGUCAGUGAUUUCCAUGACCAGACUGGGAAGCCUGUGUUUUUUUUGUUUUUUCAGUAAGACGUUUUUUAAGAGGCAGUCCUGGCUCUGCUGUCAGAGCUAAUCAAUCGAAGCCAUCUGCGAGGUCCCGGUUGGCCCAUGUCCCAAUCCCUCUUCUAUUCGUGUGCAAAAUGAAUGUGGAAUUAAUAUAUUGCUCAGACGUUUUUUGUUCUUCCUCCAAUGUAGUGCUCUCUUAACAAGAGUCUGAAUGGGAGAGUGAAUGGGAGAGGCAAAGUGUACUGAAAUUUAAUGGUGAGAGAAAAAGGAUUGAUGGAUUCUAAUAAAGGCCCAGUACCCGGGCCAAGAUUCUAUGAUACAUUGAAAACCGCUCAGACAUGAGGAGAGCUUCGUCCGAGAUGUACACCGAAGCUGUUCAGCAUUGUGAAACAAAAUAAUGUGUCAUCGAUUACUUUAAUAAUAUAUUAUUAUUAUGAUCAUUAUUGUUAUUAUUAAUUCAGAAGUGCUUUACUGCUGCUACUAUUGUUAGUGCUAUACAAUUAAGCCUUAAAUGUACAUUUGUGAAUAUUGUUUAACCUGUUUUUUUUAUUUUUUAAAGUGACAGUAUCUCAUUUGUAUUCUUUAUUUGGUGAUGUAGCAUACUUGAAAAUGCAAGCAGCUUGGGUUGUGCAAUUCAAGCUGACUUCAGUUGUUUUCCCAUUUUUAGGAUAGUGUUUGACUGGAUAGCCUUUAGAGGAAUUACGAUGACGUCGUAAGCGGCGCUGUCAGCAUAUUGACCUACGUGGUAGCACCAGCAAAACAAGCAAUGUGAUUGACGAAAAGUAACAGUGUCAUAACUCAUUCAGGAAUCUGUAUGGUAGAUGCCUCCCACUUUUCAAGGGGAGUCUAAUCUAAUCUAGAUUACAAUUGUGCGAGCUUUGUCAUUUAAGGGUCGACUUAAUUGCACAGCUGCAAAAAGCCCAGUAGCUUAGUGAACAAGAACAUGUUGAGAAGCACACCCAAAACAUUGACGAGUUGCAGCCCAAAAAAAAGGAAAAGGGGGGGUGGGGGGAAAGUUGCACAUUCUAUAAAACUCUUUAUUUAUUUUCGUAAACCUUUUCGGUCACACAAUGACGGGGUUCUAAAGAGUAUGACUUUUUCCUAUAGAGAUAUUACAACCAGUGUUUGGGUCAACGCAACAGCAGGGUUUGUGGACCAGUUGGGAAUGUGGCCAUUUUUUAUCUCUGUUUUCGAUUGUUAAACACUCCCUGGUUGAAGGAGGACUAACACAUCUUCCUCUGUAACUAGGGUUGCAAAGUUACUGAAACGUUCCCAAAUUUCCCAGAAUUCCCAGUUGGAGGAUUCCCUGCUUUUACCUCUUGAUUCUAGGAAAAAUGUCCUAUCUGUAACUCAGGAAUACCGUAUGUACCCUAGCCAGACAAGUGACUUCACAUGGACUGUUCCGACUCGGCUUGACUCUAAUGAGUUGGCAACGAAUUGUUAAACUAACCAAUGCACUCAUUGAAUUACAGUAGGGUGCAUCUUGUUCCUGUAUGUCUACAUGGUAGGUCUUCAUUCACUUUGAGUUUUCCUGCGUUUUCAGAUUCAGUGGUUAUAGGGCCUUCGGAGUUUGAACGCAAUCCACAAACCCCUAUUUUUAGGGAGUCCCUACCGAUGAAUAUCCGAAUAUCCACACGUAUUGAAUUUACGAAAGAAGUCUAUUACUAAUUGUCAUCAUUUUGUGCUGACUUCUAUUACAUUGUUGGUUAAAAUGUAAAAAUCUCACUGACUCGCAUUCCUAGAUGUUUUCUCUCCAGGACCGGUACUAUUGAGGUACAUUGGCUUCACCCCUAAAGGUGGGGAAGCUCUGUUAAUGGGAUUGCCGCCAUGGGCUGUAGAAUCACCGUGUAGUAGCUUCUCAACUGUAUCUCACGGUCUCCGGACUGGAAGAGGUUUGUGUGGUGUCUUUUUUUGGUUUCUUUUUCUUCUGUUCCUAGUUGCCUUGAGGGAAACGGUGACGUAACUUCCGAAUGCACCACGUUCAAUAGGGAUUGUGAGGUUUCAGAAUGGAAUCACUUAUCCUUUCAUCUUGAUUUACUGUACUGAUUCUUGUCUAUGUAUGAACAUGUAUGUAUCUAUGUACAGUGCCUUCAGAAAGUAUUCAUACCCCUUGACUUGUUGCAGCCUGAAUUCUAAAUGGAUUACAUAUUUGUU